Arachis ipaensis is the source of this 588-nucleotide messenger RNA. The record is from RefSeq and is a predicted model, not a curated record. Lineage: Eukaryota; Viridiplantae; Streptophyta; Magnoliopsida; Fabales; Fabaceae.
AUGGCCACUCGCGGACGAGGUCGUACACGUUCACGAGCAGAGAGUAGAAAUGCGCAACUGGCCGAUAACCAUGCCGAAUUCAUGGCAGCAAUGGCGAAUCUUGUGAACACCAUGGAGGCUAAUGCUGCUGCGACUCUGCAAGCUGUGCAGAGGUUGGGCCAACCGGCUGGGAAUGGAAAUGGAGAUGGCAACGGAAAUGAUAAUUCCGAAGGAAAUGGUGAUAAUAUGGGAGGUGCUCCGAUGACCUUGGCUACUUUUCUCAAGGUUCAUCUACCAAGUUUCCGAGGUUCAACCAAUCCUACGGAAGCGGAUAAUUGGUUUCAGGCCAUGGAGCAUGCGUUGCAAGCACAGCAUGUCCCGAACAACCAGUAUGUGGAGUUUGCUGCGUAUCAACUUUUGGGAGAGGCUCAACAUUGGUGGCAAGGAGAAUGUCGCUUACUACAGCUUCAGAAUGCCGAUAUCCCUUGGGAUGUAUUCCAGACGGCUUUUUAUAAGAAGUAUUUUCCUGAAUUUGCAAGGGAAGCGAAGGAGAUAGAACUUAUGCAGCUGAAGCAAGGUUCCUUGUCUGUGGGGGACUAUACUAGCUAA